Messenger RNA from Paramecium tetraurelia, 1101 nucleotides. RefSeq lists its product as uncharacterized. NCBI's taxonomy places the organism in Eukaryota, Ciliophora, Oligohymenophorea, Peniculida, Parameciidae. The record is from RefSeq and is a predicted model, not a curated record. The transcript has 5 exons.
AUGCAUUGUUUCAGAGCAUUUGCCAUCUUUAAUUUUGAGCUCAACCAAAUUUGUUUGAUAUUAAGAAGGGAUAUCGAAUAAACUCCUUUGUGGUAAUAAACCAUAAAAGAGAUUCAGCAUUAGAUUGGAGAAUAAAAUGUAAUGGAAGAGAAGGUCUUCUCCAUUCAAUCAUUGUUAGGAAAAGUGAGAGGCAAAUAUGAUUAUUUUACAAAUCGAUUACUGAUAUUGGUAUCGCAUGAAUUUGUAGACGACAUAUUUUAAGCGGAGCUUCUACUUAUGAUCUAUGCGUACUUAUGUGAGGUCCCUAACUACAAAAAUCUCAAAAUAAAAGAACUCGAAGCUAUGGAAAAGUUUAAAAUAGAAAAUUUAAUAAAGACAAAGGAAGAGCAAUUAAAGUUGAAUAAUAGCUUCAUUUCCAAAUUGUCAAGCUCAAAGCCCAAUAUAUAGGAAUAACUAAACCAAAAAAUGUUAACUUCUACAACACUAUCGAGUGAAAACAAUGAUUUGUAGAGUUUUUCAAGCAAAUAAUUAUUGGAUGAAUAAUACAUGAAAGUCUUCCGCGGUUUUAUGUUGUAUGACAAAAAUAAACAAUAUUUCCUAAUGUUUGUAAGGAAGGGCUUCAGUAAUGAUAAGACUUGGAUCGAAGAAAGAGUCAGAAUCGAAAAUAUUUUAUUGGAAACAACGCAAAAAACAUCUCAUGUUUUCUGUAUACAAAGCAAUUUCGGACAAUUCAUAAUCGAAUAUGAUGCAGCCAUAAAAUUCUAUUUUGUACUUCUAUCUAGACACAAAGCUGCUGAAAAUCCACAAUAUCAACUUUUAUAAAGAAUUAAAAGUUUCAUCCAAUUGGAACCAAAAUUCCAUAAAUAAAAAAAGUGUGAUCUUGAAAGUAAAUUACUGUAUGCUAUUAAUGAUAUCGUAGAUGCAGAGGAGAGAAUAUAUGCAUCAAGAUUUGGAACGUAGAUAGUCGAGUCUAGAAUAAUGAGGACCAAAUGUAAAAGUGAUAAGACUUCCAUCUAACCUUCAUAAAAGUAGAUUCCUUCAAUAAGUGCAAUACCAAAUAUUUAAGACUGCAAUAGUCUUAAUUAGAUACAAAUCAAAUGA